GACCAGUCGGUGGCUUCGCUUUUCUUCCUCCACCUCAGACCACCUCACACCCUCUAGGCAGUUACUAGCAGUUACAUACCUCCCACCAGGUAUCUACCUACACUACUAACUACUGCCCUUCGUCGUACGCCUUGUCGACGCCCGGUCCACACGAUCUGACCGCCAUUCAGCCAAUCACCCGUGUGUGUCGCCCCCCCCCCAAAGAGGCUGUUCCAGUUCCCUGCGACCCUGCCUGUUGGGUUUUCCAUUUCACCUCACCGUCUCGGCGGGAGUCCCAGGCCUGCGGUUCGGUACACGCCCGUGCGACCUGCCAUACUUAACCGGCGCUCCCCUCGUUUCUCCAUCUUAACCCACCCGCCACCCCAUCCAAGUCCUCCGCAUUCUCGUCCAAGACUCUUCUCUGCAUUCUGCUACCUACGCCACCGCCUGUCUCAUCUAUAAACAAUACCAGACAACAUGCCGGCUGAGCAGGCUGCCAACCCGCCUAGCGAGGCUAAGGAGGGCCUGUCAAAAUACGUCAGACGCAUGAAGACCGCCCUUCGGAGACACUCGACUUCCAAAACCCCCGCACCCCAGCCAAAGCCGGAAGAAGCCGAGUCAAGCAAGGCUCCUGCUCCCCUGCCCCCCACCCCGCAGGCUCCCAUCAUCAAAGCCGCCCCCGACGCGACCGUGUUCACCAACUGGGGCGCCUUCCAGGAGGAGAAGGCCCGCGCCCUGUUUGCCAAGUAUGGAAUGAAGAUUGAGCCUGGGGAGUGGCAGUCUGGCGACAUGACCGUGCAGCGCGUGGUCAGACCGAUCCGUAUGCGCGUGCGCCGCACCUGCCAUCGCUGCGAGACCAUGUUCGGCCCUGACAAGGUCUGCGUCAACUGUCAACACGCUCGCUGCAAGUCCUGCCCUCGCUAUCCACCUGCGAAGUCCAGCGAGAACCGGGAAUUCCGGGACCACCGGCAGCACACCGAAGCGGCGCUCCAGGCCAUUGUCGCGCAGAAAGCCGCCGCUCCUGUGCAGAAAACCCAGGAGCCUGCCCUUGCCGAGGCAUCCCCUACCGGCAGCCAGGAGGUGCAAGCUCCGGUCCGACCCAUCGUUCGACGGACAUGCCAUCGGUGCAGUACACCAUUCGAGCCGGAUACCACGGAAUGUGGCACUUGCAAGCAUCUUCGGUGCACGAUGUGCCCUCGCGAGCCACCCAAAAUGACCAGGCACCCGCUCGCCUAUCCUGGUGAGGGCGACGUCAUGGAACCUCGCCCACGGACGUGGAAGAAACCCCGCCAGCGAGUCCGGUACAGAUGCCACCAGUGCACGACAUUAUACCGGUCGGGGGAGACGAAUUGCCCCAAUUGCGGGCAGGAGAAGGGCCCUAACACCCUACGAGACCCACCUCACAGGGAGCGGCCCCAACCGGACCCAGAGGUCGUUAGACGGGUGGAAGAGCGACUGGCCAAAGUCAGGGACAGUUCUGGUUAGACAAUACCGGGGCUUUUCCUUCAUUUUCUUUUCUUCGGCAUUUCCCUCUGCUCAUGACGUGCCUUGCAUGCCACCAACUGGCCAGUUAGGCAGGCAGGCAGCAAGCUUCGCUGGUGCACAUCUCGAGUGGCACAUGCAAUCAACGGUGGUUGGCGGGCCUAGCAGCUGUUUGAAUCACGAUCUUCCUUUGUGACACCCGAGUCAUCCCUCCCAUCCCAUCCCAUC
Molecule: messenger RNA, 1689 nt
Organism: Aspergillus heteromorphus CBS 117.55
Lineage: Eukaryota; Fungi; Ascomycota; Eurotiomycetes; Eurotiales; Aspergillaceae
Exons: 4
Coding region: 457-1464 (335 amino acids)
Source: RefSeq, a predicted model, not a curated record